AUCCGAGCCAUGCUCACUCUCGCUCUCGCUCUGCAUUUCAAUGGAUUUUGCACACCCAAGCCAAGCUUCUGAAAAACCCUAUCUUUUUUUUUUUUUUGCUAUUCAAUAUCAAUAAAUUAAUACGUUUGGAAUUGGAUUGAGCAAUAACAAUCUUUCAAUUUCACGAAUCAGUGAGAUAAAUGGAGUCAGAUGAAGACGAUUUUGUUUUCUACGGAACGCCGAUAGAGCGUGAGGAUGAUUCAAUCAGUCGCAAGAAGAAGGCCAUUGCCGAGUCCUCCGGUCAGCUCCGAACUCUCCCCGCUUGGAAGCAAGAGGUUAGAGAUGAGGAAGGGCGGAGAAGAUUCCAUGGAGCGUUUACAGGAGGCUAUUCUGCGGGUUACUAUAAUACAGUGGGCUCAAAGGAAGGGUGGGCACCUCAGUCAUUUAAAUCAUCAAGGAAGAACAGGGCUGAAUUCAAAGAGCAGAACAUACUGAAUUUUCUAGAUGAAGAUGAGAAAACUGAAUUGGAAGGUCGUUUUUUGGGGACAACCUCACAGUUUGACACAUUUGGUUUCACAGCUGCUGAAAUUGCUCGCAAACAAGCUGAGAAGGAACAGAAACAGAGGCCAUCCAUAAUUCCUGGACCUGCUCCUGAUGAAAUAGUUGUUCCAGCCACUGAAUCUGUUGGGGUAAAACUGCUCUUGAAGAUGGGAUGGAGUCAUGGUCGCUCAAUCAAGGAUUCACAUUCUGAGGCACUGUAUGAUGCCAGAAGACAGGCCCGUAGAGCUUUCUUAGCAUUUUCUUCUGAUGAUCCAAAAGUGAAGAUUACUGAGACUGAACCCAUCGAGGGUGAUACUGAAAAUUUUCCUGAGGAACCUGUGAAUGACGAUGUUUGGUUUUCUAAGAGCACACCUGUUUACGUACUUAACCCAAAGCAAGACCUGCAUGGAUUAGGUUUUGAUCCUUAUAAGCAUGCUCCUGAGUUUAGAGAGAAAAAAAGAUCACGCUUAGCCAGCAAGGGGGGACCUGGCUUCUCCACUAGAGAUGGUCUUUUUGGUUUGAAGUCAGGAAAGGCUGCCCCCGGUUUUGGUAUUGGAGCUCUUGAGGAGCUUGAUGCAGAGGAUGAGGAUGUCUAUGCCACUGGUUACGAAUUUGAAGAUGCUUAUGUUCAAGAAGUUGAAGAACCUUUGACAUUGAGAUUAGAAAACCAGAGAAAAGAAGUUGAAGAACCUUCGACGCUGAGAUUAGAAAGCCAUAGAAAAAAAGAGCAGAAGGACCAGGGUGAUCUGCCUGGUUUUAGAGUUGCAUCCAAUUCUGACUAUAAAAUGGAAAGAUUUGAGGCUCCUCUGAUCCCUAAGGAUUUUGUGCCCCACCAUGAAUUUUCUGGACCUCUCGACAUUAACCGCAAGAGCUAUGAAGUCAAUCCACCAGAUGUUCCUCCUCCAGAGGAUGGAAAUUUAAAACUAUUAAUUGAGGGGGUUGCAAAUCUGGUAGCUAAAUGUGGUAAAUUAUAUGAGGAUUUAUCAAGAGAAAAGAAUCAAUCAAAUCCGUUGUUUAAUUUUCUUUCUGGAGGAACUGGCCAUGAAUAUUAUGCAAGGAAAUUGUGGGAGGCACAACAGAAACACAAUAAUCAGACUAGUCGGCAAUUGGAUAGAAAAAUGCCUCCCAGUGUGCAGAGGCUAACAGCUGAGAGUCGAGGCCAGAUCUUAGGGGAAAAACCUCUAGAAAAAAGCUCCCAAGAUCUAUCCUCGUCUGUUGCUUCUACAGAUAUUCAUCUCCAAUUUAAUCUUACUGAUACAUUUAUCGAGUCUGCAUCACUUAGUGAGUUAAUGAAUGUGGAAAAGCCUUUCAAAGAUGAUCCUGCAAAGCAAGAAAGAUUUGAGCAGUUUCUUAAGGAGAAAUAUAAAGGGGGAUUACGCUCUGCUAGUUCUAGUUUAGCUGGUGAUAUGUCAGAAGUUGCUCGUGCUCAAGAGAGACUAAGUUUUGAGGCUGCAGCUGAGGCAAUAGAAAAGGGACGACAGGUCAGGGGAAGCAAGCCUUUAAUUCCAUCUUCCGUGGAUUUUAUCCCAGGUGGUGUUAUGCAGUUUACUUCUGGUGAAGUAAAGCCCAAGAAAGAUCUGCAAGCUGAAGAUAUUUUGAAGAAGAAAAUGUACCCUAAGAGGGAAGAGUUUCAAUGGCGCCCUUCACCUCUUCUGUGCAAACGCUUUGAUCUUAUUGAUCCUUAUAUGGGGAAGCCACCACCUGCUCCACGGAUUAGGAGUAAGAUGGAUACCUUGAUUUUUACAUCAGAUUCGGUCAAAGGUGCCAAAGUGGACGAGCCUGUUACUUCAAAGAAAGACAUCUCACCUUUGCAGCUAUCUACUAAUAAAGACAUAACCAUAAGUAUUACUGAAAAUGAAAUGGAAGGGGACGUGGAAGUGGAAAAUAUUGAAAGGCCAGUUGACCUAUACAAGGCUAUUUUCUCCGAUGAUUCAGAUGAUGAAGGCCCUAGUAAUAGGAGAGUGGAGAAUCAAGAAAAGAAAGCUGAAGUAGCUAAUACAGCACUGAGCCGUUUGAUUGCUGGUGAUUUUCUGGAAUCAUUGGGCAAGGAACUAGGAAUUGAGGUUCCUCCUGAUAUGCCUUACGCUAUGCAAAAGUCCAGGAAUGUUGCACCUCAGAAAGACAUCUUUAAUGAAGAUGCAAGAACCGAUAUCCUGAAGAGUGAAAACAACGGUGUGAUGUCCUUAAAUCAUGAUUUGCCAAAUGAUCAGCAGCACAUUGCUCAUGAGGGUGGGCCAUCAAAAGGUGAUGACACCAUUGAUGGAAAUAUGCUUGAGAGCAGUAUUAACAAAACCAAGGGAACCAGCAGCCAAGACAAUGACAGCUGUUCAGAAGAAAGGAGCAAAAAGCAAUCUAAUAGGGAAAAAUACAAUGAGUACAGGAAAGAUAAAACCCCUGUAACACACGGCUGGGAUUAUAGCAGCAGUUCUAAGUUAGAAGAGGAAAGGAGCAGAAAAUGUUCCAGACAUCAUCGGCAUAAGAAGCGCCAUGCAGGAAGUCAUUCAUCUAGUGACGAUGACAGAAGAGAUAGACACAGUUCAAGGUCAAAAGGGAGAAGGAAAGGUUCUUCCCAAGAAAAAAGCAGGAGUGAAAAACACUCAAAACAUCACAAGCACAGAAAGCAUGAAUCUCCAAAUAGAUCCUCUCGUUAUAGCAAAGAGAAAGACAAUUCACAUUCCAGAAAAGAGAAAAGGCGGGGAGAAUGAGCGAGAGACUUGUUUCCUUUGAUUUUGAGAAUUUUUUGGAAUUAUGUUGGGGGAUUGCUGUUGUAUUAAAAGAUGUUAGUAGGUUUUGGGUUUGUGAUACUGAGGUGCAUCCUAUGGAUUUCAUUUGCUCCGAUCGAAACUCAAGCCUCUUGCAUAGGUUUUCUUCACUGGUUUGAAGUGACGCUGCUUAAUUCAAUCCUUUCUUGGCCGUAAAGAAAUGGAAUAGGCAUACCUAGCAAAAUUGCUGGUACACCCAACAAUUUUAUGAACCUGGGAUUUUUAAGUUAUUAGCAUGAUGUUCUAACCAAUUAAAUUAAUAGUUUAAUUAUGUUGUAAAAUAAAUAAUAUUGUUAUAUAUAAUAUUAAAAUUUCUAAUGUA
This is a messenger RNA of Glycine soja, 3603 nucleotides long. RefSeq names its product G patch domain-containing protein TGH-like. Gene Ontology annotation, biological process: mRNA processing. The transcript has 16 exons. Lineage: Eukaryota; Viridiplantae; Streptophyta; Magnoliopsida; Fabales; Fabaceae. Bases 180 to 3224 code for a protein of 1014 amino acids. The record is from RefSeq and is a predicted model, not a curated record. Gene Ontology annotation, molecular function: RNA binding. Gene Ontology annotation, cellular component: nucleus.